Peniophora sp. CBMAI 1063 is the source of this 1815-nucleotide messenger RNA. The record is from the annotation of a GenBank genome assembly. NCBI's taxonomy places the organism in Eukaryota, Fungi, Basidiomycota, Agaricomycetes, Russulales, Peniophoraceae.
AUGGCUGCGGCUAUGUUUCCCGCAACAAUCAGUCCGUCAGAGCUCUUCGGCCCAACCUCGAACUCAGAUCUGCUCGAUGGGGACUCGAGCUCGUGCUCGCACAUACAGGACGCGUUUGCGGACGAGGAGCUGAAGCAGCGGAUAAUACACGCGUACAAUAAUGCGGUGGGGUGGCGAGUGCAGAGGUUGCAUGACAAUGCACAUGCGAAGAAGCGGCAAAAGCUUUCAGCGCCCGAGUGUGGGACAUGCCGUAGGACUCUGGCUCGACCAUUUGUCUGUUUACAAUGCUCGUUUGCGGCUUGCUGGCAAGAUGAACAUAUCUCAGAGCAUCUUGCGGACGAGAUCCAUUACUUUGGAGUGGACACGAAUACCGGUGCCGUCUUCUGCAGCGAAUGCGACGACUUCAUCUACGAGCCAACUUUGGAUACUGCAUAUAAAAGGACGCUACUCGCCGUAGACGAGAAGAACGCCCACUUUCUGCUUGACAGGCUACCUCGAGAACUAUACCAACCACAACCACCAAUAGAUGACGCUGUGCUAGAGGCAUCGAUGACUCGCAUCUCCUGCCAAAGUAGAUGCGGACUCUUGAAUCUCGGCCAGACCUGCUUCCUAAACGUCGUCCUACAGGCCCUCAUUCAUAACCCAUUGAUACGCAACUACUUCCUCGCAGACAAGCACAAUUACGUCCUUUGCGAAAACAUGGAGUGCACCUCGUGUGAGAUGGACAAGCUGUUCACGUCUGUUUUCUCACCUAAUCCUGCUCCUAUUGGACCGACAGGACUUCUCGCUGCUACUUGGCGUUCCUCGUCCGGGAUCAACGGAUACUCACAACACGAUGCGCACGAGUGUCUUAUUGCACUUUUGAACUCUAUCCACGCCUCGACGCCUGCCUCUUCGGAGACAGCGUGCUCUUGCAUAGUGCACGCCACUUUCGGAGGAGUGCUACAGAGUGAAGUUCGAUGCGGUAGAUGCGCGAACCCGAGUCGCACACCAGAGGAGUGCCUUGACAUCAGCCUGAGCCUGCACUCUUCUAGCACAGCCGAUACUCUGGCCAACUGUCUAAAGAGAUUCACGAGCCCCGAGACACUGGGUGCGAAGGAGUACUCGUGUCCCAAAUGCGGAAAGGCGCCGGGCGAGACUGUCAAGCGAAUGAGUAUUACAAAACUACCUCCGGUUCUCUCAUUCCAGUUCAAGCGCUUCGAGCAGACAGGGCCGGCCUCGGUGCGCAAGAUUGGCACCCCAGUCCGCAUACCCAGUCGCAUCAACAUGGCGCCGUAUACGCAUCUCGCACAGGCCGCGCAGGAUUACGAACCCGGAUCGUUCCUCAACCAUCCUGGACCGGAAGGGAUGUACGAGUACGACCUGUUCGCUAUCGUUAAUCACGAAGGUGACCUCAAUACGGGCCAUUACACGAACUUCGCGCGUUUCGAAGACGAGUGGUACAAGUUUGACGACGACAAGGUCACUCCAUCGACUCUUUCGUCGGCCUUGACCAACCCCAUCCCCAUCUACAUGGCCUUCUACGUUAAACGCGAGCUCGAUUACGGCCCUGGUUCAGCCCCAGUCCCACUCCCGGAACUCGGAGGAGUAGUAGAUGAGCUCUUCGACGCCGCAUUCGACCCCGAUGUGCCCAUGUCUUUGGAUACCACAGCGAUGGAUACGAUGGACACAAAUUUUUGGGGCGAUCCUGCGGGCUUCACUACCAAUCCUGGCACAAAUCUGGGAGGUGGGAAUCUUUGGGACGGGAACGUGUGGGAGAAUGAAGCUCAGCGCCGGGCACAGGAGGUGGAGGAUGAGCUUAUGGAGUUGGUAUGA